Molecule: messenger RNA, 957 nt
Organism: Eremothecium gossypii ATCC 10895
Lineage: Eukaryota; Fungi; Ascomycota; Saccharomycetes; Saccharomycetales; Saccharomycetaceae
Gene: APA2
Product: bifunctional AP-4-A phosphorylase/ADP sulfurylase
Exons: 1
Coding region: 1-957 (318 amino acids)
Biological process (GO): nucleotide metabolic process
Molecular function (GO): ATP binding; ATP:ADP adenylyltransferase activity
Source: RefSeq, marked provisional
AUGACAAUCACGAUCCCAGACGACGUGCGGGAGCUGGUGCAAGCCAAGUAUGAGGCUGCGGUAGCGAGCGGCCAUGUGCAAUUCACCGAGACGACGCAAACGGCGGUCCGGGACGAAGCUAGCGGGAUGCAAUACGUGGUGUCGUACGCGCCCUCUCUGCAGCAGAAGCCGGAACGCGGGUCGGAGGAGCUCAAGGAGGACCCAUUUGCGAAGGCGGAGCCAGAGCUGACGGUGCUGGAGAACGUGGGCCCGCACCGGUUGGUACUGAACAAGUUCCCCGUCACCCCGGGACACGCGCUGCUGGUGACGCGCGAGUACGCGGCGCAGACGGCGCCGCUGCAGCCGGAGGACCUCGAGACGGCGUACGCGCUGGUGCGGGACAUGGACGACGAGGCGGGCGGCGUGCGCCACAUGGUCUUCUUCAACUGCGGCGCGAACAGCGGCUCGUCCGUGGACCACAAGCACCUGCAACUGCUUCGCCUGCCGGCCCACUUCUCGCCAUUCCAGGACCGGCUCUGCGCCGGCGAGGCGCACUUCACGCCCGGGCCCAACCGCGAGCCGCUGCAGGAUGCGCACGUGCCAUUCGCGCACUUUGUGAUCCCGCUGCCGCGCGAGCGCGCUGCCGUCGACGGCGAGCUGCUGGCGAUGACCUACGCUGCGCUGCUGCAGCGUGUCCUGACCUUUUUCCAGAACUGGACCGACGCCAAGCCAACGCUCCGCCCCGCCUACAACAUUCUACUGACCGCUCGCUGGCUCUGUGCUGUGCCUCGUUCGCGUGCUACGUGCGAGAGCGCCCGCAUCGGCUUCAAUGCCACCGGCUAUGCCGGCCUGGUGCUCGUCAAGUGGCCCGACGUCCACGAGGAGAUCCUCGCGGCCCCGGAGCGCCUGGCACAGCUGCUGCUCGAGUGCGGGUUCCCGAACACGGCGGGCAACAAGCCGGACGAGUACGACUACUGA